Molecule: messenger RNA, 1938 nt
Organism: Monomorium pharaonis (pharaoh ant)
Lineage: Eukaryota; Metazoa; Arthropoda; Insecta; Hymenoptera; Formicidae
Gene: TBCC
Product: tubulin-specific chaperone C
Exons: 3
Coding region: 670-1701 (343 amino acids)
Biological process (GO): post-chaperonin tubulin folding pathway; tubulin complex assembly
Cellular component (GO): cytoplasm
Molecular function (GO): tubulin binding
Source: RefSeq, a predicted model, not a curated record
GGCCCCCUUUUCUCUUCAUGCCGCGGGCGCGAUCGGCGGCGGUGUUGCGCGACGUUUCGUUACUCAAGAGUUCCGUAUCCCGCAGUAUUGAUGAUUUCCAUUUUAGGAAAUCCCUCGCGUUUCGCCCUAGUAUGAUCACGAAGCAACCGAGACGACAGUCGGGCCUCCUACGUAAGCUGAUUACCAGUGCCAAGACUCUUCUUAUAAUCGAGGGCGUGCUACUACUCGGAUCGUACGGAUUUUGGCGUUGCCUGAACACCUCGCAAGAUUUCAGAUACUACAUCCGCCAACACUUCCCAAGCAUAUUGGAGGGUUACUACGCUAUCGGGGAAAAGUUGUCGGGCAAUGACCAUUUGAGGGCGUUUGACCACAAGACCUGGACGGAGGAUCGCAAUGAGCAUUAAAUCUACAUGGCGAACUUCCUGAAGUAUGUGGCUGCAGGCAUCCUCGGCGGUGGUAUAGGAUACGGUUUGCUCUGCUACGUUACGCCAAACGAGGAGGAUAUUAUACAUCAUCUCCCGCCGUAUUCGUCAGAGAAACACAGUUUGUUCAGAGGGUACAAACAGUCAUCGAAAUUUAUGAAUAAAGAAGAAUCAAACGUUAAUUUCAAGGAGUUUGAGAAUCAAAGCGGUGUAAACCACACUGAGAAAUAGCAUUUGUAUACCAGAAAUGGAUCCUACAGAUUUUAUAGAGGAGAGUUUAUCGGAACGUCUCACUAAGAGGGAUCGGGAGCGGAAGAAUGUUAUUGAGAGACGACGAGAGGAACGACAGUCGCUUGCCGUGGAGACCGAGCAGAGUGGCUACUUCAAGGAUACGUUUCACUCUUCCUGUAAGAAGAUCAAGGACAUGCUGGACGACGCGCUCAGCACCCCGUCUUCGGCGUUGCCGGGGAUUUUUGAGAAGUCCAACAAGGAGAUCCAGCUGCUUAAGAACUACUUGUCGCAGUCUAAAAUGUUCUUGAAGGUUUACGACAUAAGGCGCGCACAGGAAAACUUGCAGUCAUUGGAGCACCAAGCUUCUGAACUGGAGAUGAAACUCCUGCCUAAGAAGAAAUUUGGCUUUAAGAAUCGUAGAGUCGUGAAGAAGCCGACCGACAAGGGUCACGACAUCACGGACGGCUUGAAGGACCUCAAAAUAUCCGAAAGCAUCGGGAUGAACGGCACGACCAAGCAGAAUAACAAGCUGUCGAGCAAGUAUGGGGACAGUGCCUGCAUGCUGCUGGGUAAAGUGAACGAGCGUAUGGUGCUAGACGCCGAGAAUGUAAAUAAGAAUGAUAUUCUACUCUCCGAUUUGGUACGCUGUACCGUACGGAUAUACGGUACACCAAGCACCUUGCAUAUGGUGAACCUGAAACAGUGUACUGUACUGGUCGGUCCGGUGACGUCCUCUGUUUUUGCGCACGACUGCAGUGAUUGUGUAUUCGCCUUUGCAUGCCAGCAGCUGCGACUACAUUCGUCGACGGAUUGUACUAUUUAUUUACACGUCACAAGUAGGGCGAUUAUAGAGGAUUGCACGAAGAUACGUGUGGCACCUUACAACUGGUCCUACGAGGAUCAGACGAGUCAUUUCAAUCUAGCCGGCCUCGAUCCAAAGAUUAACAAUUGGAAUUGCAUCGACGACUUCAAUUGGCUGUCUAGUGAAAAGCAUUCGCCAAACUGGUCGAUACUUGAACCGGAGCUACGGGUAAAAACGUGGGAUUGAAAAAAAAAACUUGAAUACUGUUGUAAAAUAAAGAGGGAGAGAGCAAUUAAAACUGAACUGAGUUGUAGGAAAAGAAUGUUUUUAUGGAAACCUAAUUCUUCUUUCUUUCGAACGAAUCGAUUUAUUUUUACGUAGAUAAAUCGUCUAAAUAUACAGUAUGCUUUUUCAUAAAAUGAAAAUUAUAUACGCAAGUUUUAUAUACUUACGAUAUUUAAUAAAUUUACUGUUUGUGCAAUA